Aspergillus wentii DTO 134E9 is the source of this 1563-nucleotide messenger RNA. RefSeq lists its product as uncharacterized. Bases 1 to 1563 code for a protein of 520 amino acids. Lineage: Eukaryota; Fungi; Ascomycota; Eurotiomycetes; Eurotiales; Aspergillaceae. The record is from RefSeq and is a predicted model, not a curated record. The transcript is spliced from 3 exons.
AUGUCUUCCGAACGCCUUGCUUAUAUCAAAAACUUUCUCGACACACUUUACACCGACGACAAGUUCCUACACGAUCUGCUCGAGUGCUGCAGUGACCCCGCAAAGAACGAUGGACUCAAACUCCUCAAAGAAAAGGGAUUCACCUUUAAAAAAGGAGACAUUGAUCUCAUCGACCAGCUUCGCGCUGCAAAGGAAGACUUGCAUAUCCUUCGACUGGCCGGAGGUGCUUAUCGAUUCCAUUCCAAUGAAGCUGGCUUUUGGGAGUUAAUGAUUGAUUCCACCAAAAAGGCUAUCUAUAUCGACUCCAAGCCGGUCCAGAACCUGCAUGUCGAUCAUGAAGGCAAUGUGUGCUUCACCCACUCCGACUACAGCCUGCAGCUGAAGUUCCAGUUCCCUUGGGUUCUGGGACAGAAGCAACCCGAUCACCUGGGAUUCUCUGGUAAGAUUGGAAAAGGUACAACCACAAAGCCCAUCCAGGGCGAUCGACACUUCCCUGGGGGAAACGCUUUUGACUCGAAACUGGCACCGAACUCAACCUCUCCAUCGAGCCAGACAGCGAAGGAGGAUGUCAUGGUCGCAGUUGCUGGUUUCCGGGACGAUCUCGCAGACAAGUCAUUAUCGGUCGCUAUUGACCUUGUUGAGCAACGUAAGCAUGCAGAACAUGUACACGACCCCGAGGAAUAUGCGCUAUUCGGCCCAGGCAAGCCACGCCCGUCAGGCGACGAACUGGCGCAAGGCGCCAACGCUAUCAUUACAGGAGCCGGCUUUGCAAUCCGAUCAGCCGAUAUCAUCGGCGGACCCUGGGGAACUAUAGUUGGUGGUGUGGUGGGCGCAGCAGGGUCGCUCCUCACCACGAGCGUGAAGAACCGAAUCGUCGAGAACGGCAAACUGCGAAUGACAGAUAGGGUACUAUGCUAUAAGCUACCAGGAAUAGACAAAAUCGUCGCGAAGGAAACAGAAAAAAUGGCCAAUGGGGUCCCGGAAACAGAGCUGAAGAAUGAAAAGUACCUCGACCAGCUCCGGAAGCAGUUCCGGGAUGAGACGUAUAUCCCCUGGGCACGAGAUCAGAUGGAUGACACGAUACAUGAGAAGCAUUCCUUGAUGCACAAGUUCUGGCGUACGGAGUUCCUUACGACGUAUGCGAAAGCGCUUGAGACUCGAUUUGAUGAACACAUGCCCCCUGUCUCGCUGGAUUCUUUAUUCAAGUUCUACUUGGACCGACGAUGGGGGACGGAGGUAGCACUAGAAAAGCUUAAGCGGCUUGCUGCGGAUUUGAAACAACAUGAUGAUGCGUACAAAAGGAAGCUAGCUGAGAUCGACAAACAAGACCACCUAUCGACAGAAGAGAGGGAAGAGCAAAAGAAAGACGCAAAGAAGGAAUUCGAAAAGGAAAAAGAAGAAAUAGAGAAGAAGAGGAGGCCAAUUGAGGAGCAGACUGAGGAUAUCAAGGAGCGUGUGGAAAAAAAGGCAGAUGAGGCGCUCAUCAAGGCAAUCAAAGCUGAUACCGACGAGAAAAGGCGACUGGCAGAAGUGAGGGUCAAUCAAGAAAAGGCACGCCGCUAG